This is a messenger RNA of Durio zibethinus, 5289 nucleotides long. It is a transcript of the gene SAC3B, whose product is annotated as SAC3/GANP/Nin1/mts3/eIF-3 p25 family. Lineage: Eukaryota; Viridiplantae; Streptophyta; Magnoliopsida; Malvales; Malvaceae. Gene Ontology annotation, biological process: mRNA export from nucleus. Gene Ontology annotation, cellular component: nucleus; transcription export complex 2; cytoplasm. The record is from RefSeq and is a predicted model, not a curated record.
AAAACCAACCGGACCGUUUUAUUGUAGGAAAGCUUUUCAAAUCUUUAAUUCUUUGGUUUCUGUUUCCGGUUUAUUGUUUCCCCUUUCUUGUUUUUAUUGAAAAAAGAAAACCCUGACAUAAGAUCAAGGUCACUGAGCUCCAGCAUUAACAAAAAAAAAAAAAAACCCUUUUAUUGUCUGAAAGCAGCAAAUGAAACCCAUGCUUUCAAAAUUUUAGAUAUCCCUUCAAGAGCUCAAAAACAAGAACAAUAAACUAGGAAGGAAGGAGAAAGAAUGUCAGGGUUUGGGAAGCAUUCAGGUCCAACAACUGCCCCAAAAUCUGCAAACCCGUUUCAGUUUCAACGCCCUCCUCCUACUUCCUCCACUGCCACCAUAAGACCCUUCGGGUAUUUUGUUUUAAAGGGAAUUGAAGCUGUAGAUAGAGUGCGGUCACCAGCUCCAGCUUUUGAGAACUCUAGUCCAGCUGUGAGACCUUAUCAGUAUGGUGGAGUCCAAAGGCCCGUUGAAUCUCCUCCCAGAUGGGCUGAUGGGCAAAUUUCCUUAAAAGAUUAUAAUGCCCAAACUCAUCUCGGGCCACCUGCAGUCACGUCAUUUGUUGCUUCACGUAAUUCUGAGACUAGUGUUACAGCUAAGAUUGCUCGAUUUCAAGAGCCAAAGAGGGCUAAAUCACCUCCAUCAUUAUCUGUAGGUGACACUGUACCAAGAUACUCCAGUCAAAUGAUCCUACAAAGGCCUUUGUUUCAGCCCCAUAUGCAGCACAAUCCAGUCAAGUUGCCAACCAACUAUCCAAGCUUGCCAACUCAUCAGGACCAGUCUGUGGUCUCAUAUCAUGUAGGUCCCCCUGAUUACAGGAAAAGCUUUGUGAAUGAGGUGUCUGAUACACAUGCCCCAAAACAAGGCAGAUUGCCACCCACACAACCUACUGACGAAGUUACCCUGGAGCAUCAUCAGUUUGUUCACAAUGUCUCUAAAAGGCCUUCAGGAUCUCCUCCAAGGUUAGGUACCAAGUCAAAUAUUAUUUCUCCUAGCUCUGAUGUUCUAAUUCAUCCGAGAUCCUUGCCUUCUUCGCAAGGUGUUGUUUCUCCUGCAGUGAGAAACAUUGGGCCUCCAGUUUCUAAAAGAACAAGGUCUCCUCCUUUAAUUUACCGUGAUGAAUUUCUUCAGGAAAACGCCAGUCACAUUGAAGAUGAUACUGAACGAGAAUUGCAAGCCAAAGCAAAGCGAUUAGCUCGUUUCAAGGCUGAAUUGAGUGAAAAUGUUCAGAUGAAUCCACCAGAUAUUUCAGAUGAAAGAUUGUCUGCAAAUAGAUUUCAGCACAAUGUGGAAGAGAGGAAGAAACUUGUUGGGGAACAUUCUGCAGAUUCAGAUACGGAGUUCUUGAAUGACAGUGCUUUAUCUGAUUUUGAAGGCAUGGAAACAUCCAGAGUCAUCAUUGGGUUAUGUCCAGAUAUGUGUCCAGAGUCAGAAAGGGCAGAAAGAGAAAGAAAAGGUGAUCUUGACCAGUACGAACGCUUGGAUGGGGAUAGAAAUCAAACAAGUGAAUACCUUGCUGUUAAGAAGUAUAAUAGGACAGCUGAGAGAGAAGCAAGUUUGAUACGGCCCAUGUCAGUCCUGCAGAAAACAAUAGAUUAUCUACUCAAUUUGCUAGAUCAGCCGUAUGAUGACAGGUUUCUUGGAAUAUAUAACUUUCUAUGGGAUAGGAUGAGAGCAAUUCGAAUGGAUCUGAGGAUGCAGCACAUCUUUGACCAAGAGGCUAUCACUAUGCUAGAGCAAAUGAUAAGGCUUCACAUAAUUGCCAUGCAUGAAUUAUGUGAAUACACCAAAGGGGAGGGCUUCUCUGAGGGAUUUGAUGCACAUCUAAAUAUUGAACAGAUGAACAAAACAUCGGUCGAGUUAUUCCAAAUGUAUGAUGAUCACAGGAAGAAAGGAAUUAAUAUUCCAACAGAAAAGGAGUUUAGAGGUUAUUAUGCACUUCUCAAACUUGACAAACAUCCUGGGUAUAAAGUUGAACCUGCAGAGCUCUCGUUGGACCUUGUUAAGAUGACUCCGGAGAUAAGACAAACACCAGAAGUGCUAUUUGCUCGUGAUGUAGCUAGGGCUUGCAGAACAGGUAAUUUUGUUGCCUUCUUUAGACUUGCAAGGAGGGCAAGUUACCUUCAAGCAUGCUUGAUGCAUGCUCAUUUUGCAAAGUUACGAACCCAGGCCCUUGCUUCUUUACACUCUAGCCUCCAGAACAACCAAGGCCUCCCUGUUACCCAUGUUGCCAGGUGGCUUGGGAUUGAGGAAGAGGAGAUCGAAAGCAUUUUAGACUACUAUGGCUUUUCAAUAAAGGAAUUUGAAGAGCCAUACAUGGUGAAGGAAGGUUCAUUUCUUAAUGUUGAAAAUGACUAUCCUACCAAGUGUUCAAGACUGGUUCAUCGAAAAAGAUCCAGAACAAUAGCUGGGGAUGUUGCAGUUCCUUGUCAAGCAACUUCCAUGCCUGUAGGAGUGACCAAGGCGAGUCAACUGGGUAAAAUAUAUAAGAAAAGUGCAACUGCCUUAUCUUCUCCUAGAAGGGCAAGUUCCAUUGUAGCAGUUGAUGAAGAAAUGCCCGAGUCUAAAGUUGUUCCUUCUCCAAAGGAUGGUGUGCAACUUCAUUCGGUGACUGAGACAUCAAUAGGUGUGCAACAGCUCCAAGAUGGUCAUCUCAAGUCCUCCAAACCAUUUAAUUUCCCUUUGGCUCGUGGUUCCCCUAGGUCAGUGCCAGCUAAAGUUGCGGUUUUGGAGAAAGCAAAUAAUGAUGCUUUUUUCACCAUAUUGCGAGAGAGAACAAUCAUCUCUGGCAUGGAAAAAAUGCCAUUGCAAAAUAUGUCACAAGCAUCUCCGCUAGAGAGGUCACCUAGUGGUGUAUUUGAUCAUGCUGUAGAAAACCGCUUACCUCAAAGUAUGGCUAUUGAUAAUGUAAAAUCUCUGCCUUUGAGAUCACCUAGUGGCAAAUAUGAUUAUAUUACAAAGAACUCAGUACCUCAAACUAUGGCUGUGAGUGGCUUAACAUCUACGUCAGAGAGACUGAGUGACAAAUAUGAUUAUGAUAUGGAAAAUUUGGUGCCUCACGGAAUGGCUGUUAACAAUUUAGGAGACAAACCUCUGGAUUGUCAUCAAGAAAUUAAGAAUCGGGAAAUAGCAGUGAAUAAUCAACAUAAGGAAGUUGCCGAAGCAAAACUCAAGUUGAUGCUCAGGUUGUGGAGCCGACGUGCAGCAAAGAAAAGGGAAUUACGUGAACAAAGGCAGUUGGCAGCUGAAGCUGCACUAAGUUCACUGCCACUGGGGAUACCAGUUUGGCAGAACAAAGAUCAAUGGAGCACAUUUGCUGAGCUUGAAUUUGAUCAUGUCAUGAGGGAGAGAUGUGAAAAACAUGAAAGCUCAUGGACAAGGCUGAAUGUUUCAGAUGUAGUGUCAGGUAUAUUGGGUAAAAGAAACCCAGAUGCUAAAUGCCUAUGCUGGAAAAUUAUUUUAUGUUCUCCAGAGAGCAAACAAGGAGAUCAACUGAAGAAGAAGAGCCAGGUUGCCCAUUUAACAGCAGGCACGUGGUUGUUCUCUAAGAUCAUGCCUUCCACAGAAGAUAAUAGUGAUGUUGAUUUAGCAGUCUCAUCUCCUGGUUUGUCAAUAUGGAAGAAAUGGGUUCCCAGCCUAUCUGGUACUGAUCUAACCUGCUGCUUGUCUGUUGUAAAGGAUGCAAAUUGUGAUAAUCUGGAUGAGGCAGUAUCUGGAGCAAGUGCAAUUUUGUUCCUUGUAUCUUCUAGCAUUCCAUGGAAGCUCCAAAAGGUCCAACUUCAUAAUCUUCUGACAUCAAUUACUCCUGGUUCAUGCUUACCCCUUCUGGUCUUAAGUGGUUCUUAUCAUGUAGAAGGUUCAAAUCCUUCCUCAGUUAUAAUUAACGAAUUGGGGCUGCAUAACGUUGACAAAUCACAAGUAAGCAGCUUUUUGGUCAUUUUCCUUGUUGGUAAGCAACAUCCGGAACACUCAAACGGGUUUUUCAGUGAUGAACAGUUAAGAGAAGGACUAAAGUGGCUGGCCAAUGAAUCACCUCUACAACCUGUUCUUAGUAGUGUGAAGACACGCGAACUUGUUAUGUCCCACUUGAGUCCUUUGUCGAAGGUGUUGGAUAAGAUGAGUGAUUAUGAAGUAGAUCCAAAUCACUGCAUCUCAGUCUUCAAUGAAGCGUUGGAUUGGUCAUUGGGAGAAAUUUCUGCUGUUGUUAAAGCAAAUCCUACCAAUUGGCCUUGUCCUGAGAUCAUGUUGCUGGAAGAUUCUAGUGACGAGCUUUUAGCAGUGAAGUUGUUCUUGCCAAGUGUGGGAUGGAGCUCAACACCAAAAACUGCACCACUUGAAUGUGCAUUGAGAGACUGUAGACUUCCUAGUUUUCCUGAUGAUCUCUCAUGGUUGCAAAGAGGUUCCAAUAUGGGGAAAGAUAUCGAUAACCAAAUAUUACUACUUGAAAAGUGCUUGAUAGGAUACCUAACACACUCAAGCAAGAUGAUGGGAAUUCCACUAGCUACAAAAGAGACGUCUGUGAUGCUACAGAGAAACACACGGCUCGAAUUGCACAGCUUGAGCUAUUAUCUAGUGCCAAACUGGAUCACAAUUUUCCAACGGAUUUUCAAUUGGCGGCUUAUGAGUUUGUCAACUGGGGCCUGCUCUUUAGCUUAUGUUUUGCAGUGUCAUCAUGUUGCUCCGAAGUCGGUAGAUUCACUCAAGUUACAGCUUAAAGGUGACAUUUUACCUUGUUGCUUAAGUCAUCCAUCUCUAGACGAAAUAAUUGAAGUCGGCUGUAGUCCCCUCAAGUCUCACAGGAUUGGCUUCGAUCCAGAACCUUCUCAAGUAGAGACAGCCUUUCACAUUGAAAUUCAGGAUGCUGCUACGCCAAGCAUCUCCACGAAAGAUAGGGGAGAUUCUUCACAUAAGCAUGGCUUGGAUGUUGCAGAUGAUGUUGCUUGUACAACCAAUAAAUCAAAUAGCAGUCAUGGUAAAAGAGUGGUGGCUGGAACAGAAACGGAUAGAUUAAGCCAGUUGUUGGAGAAAUGUAACAUAGUACAGAACAGUAUAGGUGAGAAGCUAUCAAUUUACUUCUGAUAUACGAAUUUUUGUAACUUAAACAUUCUCGCAUUAAAAAAAGGAGGUGGUUUUAUAAUCGAAUCUUCAUUCUAAUGUUUCUUUUGUAUGAUGAUGAGAAAAUAAUAAGGCUUUGCACCUAUUAGGCAGCAUGUUCUCUCUCCUUUUUUCACAAAAGAGGUCGUAGCCUGAAGAUUG